AUGCCCGCCUCUGCCAACAUCACCCGCGCCAAACAGCUUGAACCAACGCAUCCUACUGUCGAAGGCCCUGUUAUUGAACGUCCUGCUGUUGUCGGAAAGUGCGACAAUAUGUGCGUAACUGUUGUCACAACGCGACCGCAUUCCAAGUCUACAGUUCGACAUAACAGUGAACAAGAUACCAUCAUAUACGCCGUCUCAGGAAACGGCGUUCUCAUCGUGAAUGAGGCUGUCAACUCUGAACUGAAACACCAUGAUCUUGCACCUGGAGACUUUGCCUUUGUUCCCGCCUGGGUCGAACAUCAGGUCAAGAAUGACACAGACGAAGAUGUUCAAUGGCUCAUGAUCCAAAAUGGCUCAACUCCCAUCCGCGCAGACUUGACAGAAUGGGGUGGUGAUGUGAUCCAGUCAAAGAAUUGA
Molecule: messenger RNA, 417 nt
Organism: Fusarium verticillioides 7600
Lineage: Eukaryota; Fungi; Ascomycota; Sordariomycetes; Hypocreales; Nectriaceae
Exons: 3
Coding region: 1-417 (138 amino acids)
Source: RefSeq, a predicted model, not a curated record